CACCCUGUUGGCGGCCUUCUCCGGGGGGCGCGCACAUCGGGAGGGGCGCGGCGUCGUGGAAGGCGCGGAGGGGGGAGGUCCGUGGCCCUCCCCAUGCUGAGCGCGAUGGUAGAGUCCGCAGCUCAAAUUCCGAGAAUUGGGCUCUGUUGAUUCUUAGAACUGGGGUUCUUAGAAGUGGUGAUGCAAGGAGUUUCUAGGAAAGCCCGGAGACCAGGUUUGAAAGAAACUUUUGGACUGUGAAUUGAGGCAUUGGACUCAAGAUGGCCUCGCCGGCAGACAGCUGCAUCCAGUUCACCCGCCACGCGAGCGACGUCCUCCUCAAUCUCAACCGCCUCAGAAGCCGGGAUAUCUUGACUGAUGUUGUCAUCAUCGUGAACCGGGAGCAAUUUAGAGCCCACAAAACAGUCCUGAUGGCCUGCAGUGGCCUCUUCUACAGCAUCUUCACUGACCAGCUCAAGUGCAACUUGAAUGUUAUCAACCUGGAUCCUGAAAUUAACCCUGAGGGGUUUUGCAUCCUCUUGGACUUCAUGUACACCUCCCGCCUGAACUUGAGGGAGAACAAUAUCAUGGCUGUGAUGGCCACAGCACUCUACCUGCAGAUGGAGCACGUGGUUGACACCUGCCGAAGGUUUGUCAAGUCUAGUGAAGCAGAGAUGGUGUCUGCUGUGAAGACCCCAAGGGAAGAUUUUUUGGCUGGGCGGAUGCUGGGCCACCCAGAGGUGAUGGCUUAUCGGAGCAGAGAUGUCUCAGAGAAUGGCAUGCCCCUUCAAAACGGGUCCCUCUGCAAUGGGAGGGCCUUUGCACCUGGCUUGAUCAACAGUUUGUCUGGAUCCCCCAUUUCCUACCAUGGAUACAGCCCUCUCCCUCUAAAUAGCUUCCUAGUGGAUGAUGAGUUGCGGGAGAUGAGGAUGCCUCUCUCUGAACUUUCAAGGGCAGGUGCCUUCCCCAAGGAGAGGAUCCUGCCGUGCGACAGCUCCAGGACAAUCCCCACUGAGUACGUGAGAACCAUUACCGACAUCUCUGCCAACAUGUGCCACGCUACCAUCUAUGCUCCAAAGGAAGGUGCUGCUGAAGAAGCCAGGAGUGACAUGCACUACAGCGUGGCUUCUGGGCCCAAACCUGUCAUCCCUUCAGUCCGGAACAAUCCCUACUUCCCUUGUGAUAAAGUGGCCAAAGAAGAGGAGCGGACCUCUUCAGAGGACGAGAUCAGCCAGCACUUUGAGCCCACCAACACACCCCUGGACCGCAAGGGACUCAUCAGCCCUCAGAGCCCGCAGAAGUCAGACUGCCAGCCCAACUCACCAACUGAGUCCAGCAGCAGCAAGAAUGCCCGUAUCGGUCAGAACUCCAGCUCCCUCUUCACCAAGAGCCCCACAGACCCCAAAGCCUGCAACUGGAAGAAGUACAAGUUCAUUGUCCUCAACUCUCUCAACCAGAACACCAAGCAAGACAGCACUGACCAGAACGAGAUGGGAACCCUCUCUCCUCGCACCUAUGUGCCCAUGUCCACUUGCCAGCAGUCCAUGGAGCCGGAGCAUCUCAGUGUGCAAUCCCCCACAAAGAUAAGUGUGAAUGGUGAAGACUCUACGAUCCCACAAGCGAGCAGACUCAACAAUAUUGUUAACAGGUCCCGGGAUGGGUCCCCUCGGAGCAGCGAAGGGCAGUCCCCACUGUACAUGCAUUCAUCGAAGUGCAGCUCCUGUGGCUGCCAGUCCCCACAACAUACUGAGAUGUGCCUUCAUACCCCUGGCUCAAACUUUGGAGAAGAGAUGGGGGAAACCCAGUCUGAAUACUCUGACUCCAGCUGUGAGAACGGAGCCUUCUUCUGCAAUGAGUGUGACUGCCGGUUCUCUGAGGAGGCCUCUCUCAAAAGACAUUCUCUGCAAGUCCACAGUGACAAACCCUACAAGUGUGACCGCUGCCAGGCCUCCUUUCGCUACAAGGGGAACCUCGCCAGCCACAAAACUGUCCACACAGGAGAGAAGCCGUACCGCUGCAACAUCUGCGGGGCACAGUUCAACCGACCGGCCAACCUGAAAACCCACACGCGCAUCCACUCCGGGGAGAAACCCUACAAGUGUGAGACUUGCGGGGCCAGAUUUGUCCAGGUGGCCCACCUCCGUGCUCACGUGCUCAUUCACACCGGGGAGAAGCCGUACCCCUGUGAGAUCUGCGGCACACGCUUCCGGCACCUGCAGACCCUCAAAAGUCACCUUCGAAUCCACACAGGAGAGAAACCGUAUCAUUGUGAGAAGUGCAACCUGCAUUUCCGCCACAAAAGCCAGCUGCGGCUCCACCUGCGGCAGAAGCACGGGGCCAUCACCAACACCAAGGUGCAGUACCGCAUCUCGGCCAGCGAGGUGCCUCCGGAGCUCCCCAAGGCCUGCUGAAGGCACAGGAUUUCCCAGGAGGAGGUCGGCUUGGGGGGCAUGGCAGGGAGAAGCUGUCCAAAGGAUAUUUGCAACACUUUAAAAGAGGGGGGAAAAAAAAAAAAAAAAAAAAAAAAAAAGAAGAGAGAAAAAAAUAUUCAUCACAUGAUGGAGUGCCUCUAAACCCAUAGUACAGAUAGGUGAAAAAACAUUAGAAAUUUAAAAAAAAAAAUUACAAAUACACGGGUUUUAUUUUUCCCAGUUAUGUGAAACAAAAAGAAAAAAUAAAAUUAUUCAGAUCUUACUGUAUAUAAAACAUUAAAAAAAUUUAAAUAGUCAUUUUAAAUGUCUGUGCAGUGGAGUGUUGAUAAACUCUGGAGUCUAACCUUCACAGCCUUUGCCGUUUGAAGAUGAGGAAUGUAAUGUUGAUUUAUGGGAACAGAUUUUUUUCUUUUGUAUGCAAAAUGUGUGUUCUUUUAAAGAGAAAGUAUGCUAUUAAAGAGAGGGCUUUAACUUUUUUAACCAAAGGUGAAGGAAUCUAUGGCAGAGUUGUAAAUAUAUAUAGAUAUAAAUAUAUAAAUAUAUAUAUAAAAUAAAUAUAUAUAGACCUUUAAAAAAGCUAUAUUAAAAAUAUAUAAAAUGCAUUAAAGGCUCAGUUGGACUCUGCAGGCAGAAGCCACUCUGAGAAUCUUUAUUAUGAUAGAGCACUUAAGGAGAUAUUUUAAAGUAUUGCAUCUGUACAAGUAAGAAAAUAUUUUGUCUAAAUGCAUCAGUGUAUUUGUAUUUUUUUGCAAGUGAAGGUUUACAAUUUACAAAAAAGUGUGUAUUAAACCAACAAAGCUGCAGAAGGAAUUUAAAAUAAUAAUAAAGUGUAAUUUUUUUGUUCUAGUUCUCAGUCUGUAUAUAUGUAAAAUGUGGUUUCGCACGGUGCCUUUCUUUUCAAUGGAAGUUUUCAGUGUAUGGACUAUAUUGAGCUCAGUUUCUUCAAGGUACAGCCUGAUAUUGCAAAAGGAGUUUUGGUGGAAGUCUUAAGUGGGGGGAAUGUUGUUUUGUUUUUUUUUUUUGGUUGUGUUUUUUUUGUUUUGUUUUGGUUUUUUUUUUUUUUUUUUUUUUUUUUUGGUCUUAUUUUACAUGCUUGUGUUAUAAACAAUCUCGGGAGACAGGGUUUGGGCUGUGUCUAAACUGCAUUAAUGCAUUCUGUAAAAUAUAGCUGUACAAAUAAAAGAAUAAAAUGAAGAAAAGUGAUGUA
Molecule: messenger RNA, 3618 nt
Organism: Vidua chalybeata
Lineage: Eukaryota; Metazoa; Chordata; Aves; Passeriformes; Viduidae
Gene: BCL6
Product: BCL6 transcription repressor
Exons: 10
Coding region: 261-2390 (709 amino acids)
Biological process (GO): regulation of cytokine production; negative regulation of transcription by RNA polymerase II; regulation of immune system process
Molecular function (GO): protein binding
Source: RefSeq, a predicted model, not a curated record